This is a messenger RNA of Ylistrum balloti, 1661 nucleotides long. Its product is annotated as alpha-1,3-mannosyl-glycoprotein 4-beta-N-acetylglucosaminyltransferase B-like. Gene Ontology annotation, molecular function: acetylglucosaminyltransferase activity. NCBI's taxonomy places the organism in Eukaryota, Metazoa, Mollusca, Bivalvia, Pectinida, Pectinidae. Gene Ontology annotation, cellular component: Golgi stack; endoplasmic reticulum; endoplasmic reticulum-Golgi intermediate compartment. The transcript is spliced from 13 exons. Gene Ontology annotation, biological process: protein N-linked glycosylation. Bases 1 to 1641 code for a protein of 546 amino acids. The record is from RefSeq and is a predicted model, not a curated record.
AUGCGAGCAAAACCAAAAAAUGUCCUCAUUCUUAUCGGAAUUGUGUGUACACUCCCUCUGUUCUGGCUUUCACUGUUCACGAAGCAAGAUGGUAAUUACGAACAGCUUUUGGAACGAAGAUUCUCAGAACUUAGAGAGAAAUUACAAUCAGCAGAGUUACUGAACAGACAGCGUGAAAAUGACUUGCACAUGGUCCGAAGUCAAUUUACACAUCUCCUGCAGACUCUUGCCCACAGCAAUGUAACCAACAGAACUUCUGCUGACUUUGGCUUGGGCUUGCCAAUGUCCAGUCUUCCAAACAUCAGUGACCUCUACUCUCAGGGGUCAUUGCACCUGCCCAGUCUUUUUACUUACCUUCCCCACCUCAUCGGCAAGUCAGAGAGUUUGAAGCCCAAGUAUCAGCUAACCAACAGCAGAUAUGGCACUUCUAUCGUGUUUGGUAUCCCCACCAUUAAAAGAGACAAUGUUAGUUAUCUAACGGCAACAGUGAAAUCUCUCAUCAGUGGCAUGUCUCCUAAGGAGCGUGACGAAAGUUUGAUUGUUGUCUUCGUAGCGGAGCCCUGGAACAUGGAAUAUGUUGAAGAAGUCGGGAAACUGAUACAGAAUGAGUUUGGUCAACACGUAGACAGUGGUUUAUUGGAGAUCAUCUCUCCCUCCCCAGAGUUCUACCCAAACCUGAACAACUUACCACAGACAUAUGGAGACACCAAAGAUAGGGUCAAAUGGAGAACCAAACAGAAUUUGGAUUUCUCUUUCCUCAUGUUGUACGCAAGGAGUAGAGGUGUAUACUAUGUACAGCUUGAAGAUGAUGUCAUUGCAAAACCGGGGUAUUUCUCCAUCAUGAAAAAGUUUGCUGAACAACAACAUACAGAGGAAUGGAUGCUGUUGGAGUUCUCUGCUCUUGGAUUCAUUGGUAAAAUGUUCAAGUCAGUAGAUCUGCCACUGGUAGUUGAGUUUUUCCUCAUGUUCCAUCGAGACAAGCCCAUUGAUUGGUUACUGGACUAUCUUCUGUCGGUGAAAGUCUGUAACCCAGAAAAGGACUCGCGUCAUUGUACCAGAAUGAAGGCGACUGUGAGGAGGCGGUACAAGCCAUCACUGUUCCAACAUGUGGGGAUGAAGUCGUCUCUCAAGGGCAAAGUACAGAAGCUGAAGGACAAAGAUUUUGGUAAACAAAUGCUUCAUCGAGCACAUGCUAACCCCAGCGCAGACCUAACUUCUAGUCUGAAGAUGUACCAGAAGUAUUCAUUCCAGAAAGCUUAUAUUGGCCAAGAUAUUUUCUGGGCCACAGAACCAAAGAACGGAGACUUGAUCAACAUUAAAUUCAAAACUCCAAUGGAGCUUGAUGGUGUUUUGUUUAGAAGUGGAAAUCCUGCCCAUAUAGCAGAUAUAUUCUAUAACACAAGUGUUGAGAUCAUGCCAGACAACCCAGAUGAUGAGAAUGAAUUGAUUCAACAUGGAAUCCGAAAGACACUAGACGGGUUCUUCAUCAUGGGUUGGUUUGAUGAGGACGGUCUCGCUGAUUGUACUUUUCCCUCAGACAUUGGGAAGAUAUCAAAAAUUAGACUUCAUGUUCAUGCUAACAGUAAAAACUGGAUCAUUCUGAGCGAGGUUCACAUAAAAACCAGGGAGUCUGGUAGCUGACAGUCUUUUUGAGAUAGGAC